Caenorhabditis remanei is the source of this 810-nucleotide messenger RNA. RefSeq lists its product as uncharacterized. Lineage: Eukaryota; Metazoa; Nematoda; Chromadorea; Rhabditida; Rhabditidae. The transcript is spliced from 3 exons. The record is from RefSeq and is a predicted model, not a curated record. Bases 1 to 810 code for a protein of 269 amino acids.
AUGUUAUUUUUGGUAAUGGAUAAAUAUUCAGAAGACGCUUUGAGGAAAGUAUAUCCGAGACUGAAUAUUGUCAUUUGGUUGGCACCUGUUCUUCAGAAAACAUUCCGGCCGUAUGACACAACCUACAUGAGCUUUUUUCUCAUGAGAACAAAUAUGAUUCAUGCUUUACAAAAACUCGGGAAACCAUUCUGGAUGCUGCAGGCUGACACAGUUUGGAGAGACAACUUUUUCAAUUUGAUCAGCACGGAUGAUUACAAAAAAAGUGACAUUCUUCUCGAUCAACAAGGGUACGAGGGAACUGCUCCGAUCAGAAAACGGACAAUGAAUGGAGCUAACUUCUAUGUUCCAGUCAAAUCAACAAGUCAAUCUCUGGUUGAAUCUUGGUUAUCAUGGCAGAAAAGUGUGUACAUCACUGAUCCAGAUCUUGUCAAAAUGUUCUGUCUACGAGGGGAUUAUUUGUGUGAUUUUAUUCCAUACAGUUUAGUAACAGGAUGGGAAUGGAUUUAUGGAGAUCAAAAGAACCCACCAAUAAUGAUUCAAAUGGAUGGAGAAACCGGAGGGAAUAAAGAGAAAGUUCUGGAAAAGUAUAAUUUUUGGUUUCUCGAUCGAAAUGAUAGAUGUAAACCCGAUAAAGUUUCGAAAGGAGUGAUGCAAAUGAAUGAGGGAACAGUGCCACGUGUCAUGACUCAAUCGAAGAAUCGAGAACAGUUUUAUUUGAAAUUAGGAGAGAUUUUGAAUCAAAUUCCUGUUUUUGGUCAUUAUUCAAGUAUUUAUGGAGGGUUGACAUCGCUUUAUUUACAGUUUUUCUAA